AUGCCGUCCCGGGCCGAGGACUAUGAGGUGCUAUACACCAUUGGCACGGGCUCCUACGGCCGCUGCCAGAAGAUCAGGAGGAGGAGCGACGGCAAGAUAUUAGUUUGGAAAGAACUUGACUAUGGCUCCAUGACAGAGGCUGAGAAACAAAUGCUUGUUUCUGAAGUGAAUUUGCUUCGGGAACUGAAACAUCCAAACAUUGUUCGUUACUAUGAUCGAAUUAUUGACCGUACCAACACAACACUGUACAUUGUAAUGGAAUAUUGUGAAGGAGGAGACCUGGCUAGUGUAAUUACAAAGGGAACCAAGGAAAGACAAUACUUAGAUGAAGAGUUUGUUCUUCGAGUGAUGACUCAGUUGACCCUGGCCCUAAAGGAAUGUCACAGACGAAGUGAUGGUGGCCACACUGUGCUGCAUCGAGACCUGAAACCGGCCAAUGUUUUCCUGGAUGGCAAGCAAAACGUCAAGCUUGGAGACUUUGGACUAGCUAGAAUAUUAAACCACGACACGAGUUUUGCAAAAACAUUUGUUGGUACACCAUAUUACAUGUCACCAGAACAAAUGAAUCGUAUGUCCUACAAUGAGAAAUCGGAUAUCUGGUCACUGGGUUGUUUGCUGUACGAAUUGUGUGCAUUAAUGCCUCCAUUUACAGCUUUCAACCAGAAAGAACUGGCUGGGAAGAUCAGAGAAGGCAAAUUCAGGCGAAUUCCUUAUCGUUACUCUGAUGAAUUGAAUGACAUUAUUACAAGGAUGUUAAAUUUAAAGGAUUACCAUCGACCUUCUGUUGAAGAAAUUCUUGAGAGCCCUUUGAUAGCAGACUUGGUUGCAGAAGAGCAAAGAAAAAAUCCCGAGAGAAGAGGGCGACGAUUAGGAGAGUCAGAAAAGUUGCAGCAAGAUUCCAGCCCUGCAGUGAGUGAGUUGAAACUAAAGGAGCAGCAGUUACAGGAGCGAGAGCGAGCCCUCAAAGCAAGAGAAGAAAGACUGGAGCAGAAGGAACGUGAGAUUUGUAUUCGUGAAAGACUUGCAGAGGAUAAACUGGCAAGAGCAGAAAGUCUGUUGAAGAAUUACAGCCUGCUGAAGGAACAGAAACUCCUAUCUCUAGCAAGUAAUCCAGACCUUCUUGAUCUUCCAUCCUCAAUGAUGAAGAAGAAAGUUCAUUUCAGUGGAGAAAGUAAAGAGAAUGUCAGGAAGAGUGAGAAUUCAGAGAAUCUGCUGACGUCAAAGUCCAAGUGCAGAGACCUAAAGAAAAGGCUUCAUGCUGCCCAGCUGCGUGCUCAAGCCCUGUCAGAUAUCGAAAAGAAUUACCACCUCAAGAGCAGACAGAUCCUGGGCAUGCGCUAGCCUCACAGGGGGACACCAAGCUGCGUACAGUAUUUAAUACUGCCAAGCCUUUAAAGAUUGAUAUUCAACUGCUGUAGCCUUCUAUACUUGGUUCUGUGAGCCAUGCCUUUUGUACAGUAAGCAUGAUACUUUGGAAUUGCUUUUGCUGUUCUUCAGCAACAGUUGUAGAAACUGCCCACAUUUUUCCUUGUUCUUUGUUUCUUUACCAGAAGCUAAGAACACUUCAUAGAAACAAUGACACUUUCCUGGCUGAUUGGAUUUUUAAUUCCAUAUGCAAUUAAUACUGGAAAUAUAAGAUG
This is a messenger RNA of Orycteropus afer afer, 1640 nucleotides long. It is a transcript of the gene NEK2, whose product is annotated as NIMA related kinase 2. The record is from RefSeq and is a predicted model, not a curated record. Lineage: Eukaryota; Metazoa; Chordata; Mammalia; Tubulidentata; Orycteropodidae. Gene Ontology annotation, molecular function: protein kinase activity; ATP binding. Gene Ontology annotation, biological process: protein phosphorylation.